UGGCUAGAGAUACCAGUUUGGGAGUCUCAGGUGCCUUAAACCUAAAGUAUCUUCCAGAAGACCUGCAUCCUCGGACCUGGGAAAUCUUGAGGGCAGGGAUUAGUAAUUACAGAGAUUAGGAAGUGGCUGCCUGAACUGUUUUCCAAAGGAUAAACAUUACAAAGCACUGAACACGGCAGCUCACCAAGAAAAUCCUAUUGGUUUGGGGCAGGGGACACAGCUUCCAGUAGCUACAAGGGAUGCUGCUGCUCGGGUGCCAUCUGAAAGGAGCUCCUCACAAGGUUUUGUGUAGCUUCUGUGCAGGGAUGGGGAAGCUGCAAAGCAAACUCAAACACAGCACUUAUAAAUACAGCAGGCCCGAAGAAAUUAUAGAAGAGAGAACUCAAACUAAAGCUUGUCUGGAGUAUAGCCCAGCCCACGUGGAUACGGUCUCGGUCGUUGCUGCCCUGAACUCAGACCUGUGUGUCUCUGGAGGAAGAGAUAAGACGGUUGUGGCCUAUAACUGGAAGACUGGAAAUGUGGUGAAAAGGUUCAAAGGACAUGAGCGAGAAAUCACUAAGAUAGCCUGUAUUCACAAAUCCAGCCAGUUCUUCAGCGCCUCUCGUGACAGGAUGGUCAUGAUGUGGGACUUGCUUGACCCCUCACAACCAAGGCAGCAGUUCUCUGGCCACGCCAUGGUGGUCACUGGAUUGGCUGUGAGUCCAGACUCAUCACAGCUGUGCACUGGCUCUCGGGACAAUACUCUGCUUCUGUGGGACGUUGGGACCGGACAGUGUGCGGAGAGAGCUUCUGUCUCCAGGAACCUGGUCACUCACCUGUGCUGGGUCCCUCAAGAACCGUAUAUACUACAGACUUCUGAAGAUAAAACCAUCAGAUUAUGGGACAGCCGGGGGCUGCAGGUAGCUCAUGUAUUUCCUGCAAAGCAGCAUAUUCAGACCUAUUGUGAGGUCAGUGAGGAUGGACACAAGUGUAUCUCCUGCAGCAACGGCUUUGGAGGGGAAGGCUGUGAAGCCACGUUGUGGGACCUACGGCAGACGCGGAACAGAAUAUGUGAAUAUAAGGGCCAUUUCCAGACUGUCGCAUCCUGUGUCUUUCUACCAAGAGCACUGGCCUUGAUGCCUGUAAUUGCUACCUCGUCACAUGACUGCAAAGUGAAGAUUUGGAACCAAGAUACUGGAGCCUGCCUGUUCACCCUGUCCCUGGAUGGAUCAGGACCUCUGACCUCCCUGGCUGUUGGCGACACCGUCUACUUGCUGUGUGCAAGUUUCAGCAGAGGAAUUCACCUACUCCGAGUGGAGCGGGACCCCGGGCUGCACCUGCGGGAAGUGGCGGCCUUCUGAGGCCCAGAGACACUGGACAAUAGCAAACCGUGGCCCGUCCUUCCUCUGUGUGGCUUUGUUUUUCCCUGUGAUCUUGCGGGGAGGGCAAUGUGGGCCCUGGAUUCUCUGCUUAGGUUCACUUGGCAGGUGCAUCAGGGCUUGAAGGCCAGGUGCAGUUGAGAAACGUGGGCCAAGCGUAAGGUUCCCCGUCUCGGUGCAAACCACAAGCAGUUUGCAGGAACCUUUCGGACCGCUCUUUACAAACAAAGUUCGUGGCUCCGAACGAUGAGCUGUAGGUGUGAGAGUGAUAGGCCUCUGUCUGUGAGUCCGAACGCAGGGUUGAGUGUACUGGACUGACCUGUUCCAAGCCUCCCCAGAAGACAAAGCCGCAGGCGGAGCGGCGGUGUUCAGGUGGCCUCCUGGUUACCCAGCCGGGAGAGGGUAGCGCAGCCCCACAGGGGACAUGGCUUGCGGACGUGGGAUUCGGCUCCGGCCACUGCUCCUCGGCGAGGUGAAGAAGUCUUGGCUUCUACUCGGAGGAGCAGCCGAGCGCAGGUGGUGCAUCCCACACCAGCGCUGAGGAGGCAUGAAAAUUAGACCCCAGAUGGCUUGAAAAGUCCAACGACUGCAGGGCCUUGCCCCAAAUCCUAGUUAUCAGACCUAUGCUGUGCAUAAGAAAAUGGAGAGGUUCUAGAGAUUAAGGCUAAAAAAAAUGUCAUUUGUACAUUUUAAUAUUUUUGUUUCAUUUUAUAUAAACUCUUUUUGGGGGAUGGCCAGUGUGAGGCAAAGGGGAGUCUACAGCAGCAGUAGAACAUAGACAGCGAGUGCCUAGGUGGCUCAGGCAGUUGAGUGUCCAGUUUUUUUUUUUUUUUAAAGAUUUUAUUUAUUUAUUCAUGAGAGACAGAGAGAGAGGCAGAGACACAGGCAGAGGAAGAAGCAGGCUCUCUGCAGGAGCCUGAUGUGGGACUUGAUCCCCAACCCUGGGAUCAGGCCCUGAGUCAAAGGCAGACGCUCAACCACUAAGCCACCCAGGCGUCCCUGAGUGUCCAGUUCUUGAUUUCAGCUCAAUUCAUGAUCUCGAGGUUGUGGGAUUGAGCCUUGCAUCAGGCUGCACGAUUAGGGGGGAGUCUGCUGAAGAUUCUCUCUAAAAUAAAUAAGUAGGGCAGCCCCGGUGGCUCAGUGGUUUAGCGCCGCCUUCAGCCCGGGGCGUAAUCCUGGAGACCUGGGAUCAAGUCCCGUGUCAGGCUCCCUGCAUGGAGCCUGCUUCUCUCUCUGCCCCUCUCUCUCUCUCUGUGUCUCUCAUGAAUAAAUAAAUAAAAUUAAGAAAAAUGUGUUUUAAAAAAAUAAAAUAACAAAUAAAAAAGUAAAAUCUUAAAAAAAAAGAACAUAGAACAGAGGGAUGGACUCCACCUUCUGCUGCCAACCACUGAGCCCUCCUUGGUGAGGAGGGACUGGGUGUUCAGGCCGGCCUGUGUGGCCCCCAGGACAUCCGUCCCCAGGAUGGUGCUCGCAAACCCAUUUCCUUCAGGGAAGGUAGAGUCCCUCCUGCCUUCAGGAGAGCCCAAACAUAAGGCAGCUGAGGCCUGGACAUUAAAUUGUGUGUGUGGCUGAAAUUAUAAGAGGAUUUUUGUUUUUACUGAAAGGUUAAAAAUGAUCUGGAAAAGAUACAAUUUGGAGUGCUAUUCUUCACAUAUAAUCUAGACUGUCUAUAAUUUAGGUCCCAAUUUGUAUUUAAAAUAUUGUUUUCUUGGAAAUAGCUACCAGCUGGGGCACCGGGCUGGCUCAGUCAAAAGAGCAUGUGACUCAGUCUCAGGGUCAUGGGUUGGAGUCCCAAAUGGUACGGAGAUUACGUAAAUAAAUAAAACUUCAAAAAUAGGGCACUCAAAAAAAAAGGGCGGGGGGCAGCCCGGGUGGCUCAGCAGUUUAGCACUGCCUUCAGGCCAGGGACUGAUCCUAGAGACCCAGGAUCAAGUCCCUCAUCAGGCUUCCUGCAUGGAGCCUGCUUCUCCCUCUGCCUGUGUCUCUGCCUCUGUCUCUCUGUGUCUCUUGUAAAUAAAUAAAUAAAAUCUUUAAAAAAUAAAUAAAUAAAAAUAGAGCACUCAGUUAAGCGACUGCCUUCAGCUCAGGUCAUGAUCCCGGGGGUCCUGGGAUCCAGUCACCAUUGGGCCCCCUGCUCAGUGGGGAGUCUGCUUCCCCCUCUCCCUCUACCCCUCCCCGCUCAGGCGUGCUUUCUCUCUGGCUCUCAAAUAAAUCAAUAAAAUCUUUUUUAAAAAGUUAAAAUAGCUACCAGCGACUAAAGUACCGUGAUACAGUGAAUAUCACUGAUAUCAAAAAAGUAUCAGACAAGUUCCCUUUUUUCUUUUAAGAUUUUAUUUAUUUAUUCAUGAGAGACACAGAUAGAGAGGCAGAAACACAGGCAGAGGGAGAAGCAGGCUCCAGGCAGGGAGCCCGAUGCGGGACUCAAUCCCGGGACUCCACAUGCCCUGGGCUGAAGGCAGGUGCUAAACCGCUGAGCUAUCCAGGGGUCCCAGACAAGUUCCCAUCAUCACUAUCUUCCUGAACAGAUCUAAGAGAAAAAAUUAAAAAAUUUUAAAUUUAAAUUCUAUUUAACAUACAAUGCAAUAUUGGUUUCAGGAAUAGAAUUCAGGGCAACCCCGGGUGGCUCAGCAGUUUAGCGCCGCCUUCAGCCCGGGGUGUGAUCCUGGAGACCUGGGAUCGAGUCCCACAUCGGGCUCCCUGCACGGAGCCUGCUUCUCCCUCUG
Messenger RNA from Nyctereutes procyonoides (raccoon dog), 4081 nucleotides. It is a transcript of the gene WDR31, whose product is annotated as WD repeat domain 31. Gene Ontology annotation, molecular function: protein binding. The coding region runs from base 240 to 1340 and encodes 366 amino acids. The record is from RefSeq and is a predicted model, not a curated record. The transcript is spliced from 11 exons. Lineage: Eukaryota; Metazoa; Chordata; Mammalia; Carnivora; Canidae.